AUGACCUACGCUCUCCGAGGUCCUGACGGAAAAAAAGUCAACUAUGAUGGGGCCGAUAUUGCGGGUAGUGAAGACCAACAAGAUCUCUCACCAACUGAUGAUGCGGAUGUGACAAGCCCGACAGCAAGCCUAUUUUCUUCGUGGUCAGAUGACUCGGAUGUGUCAUCAUCAAAGUCAUGCGAUGAAGACGGCUCAGGUCCGCCAUCAUCAGAGUCAGGCGAUGAAGACGACUCAACCUCGGCAUCUGACAAGGACAUGUCCCCUCUGGGAUCAGCAAAGAGCGAGGUAGACGAGCUCCUUCGCCGACUAAGAGAGCUUACCGUGGCUAUGAAAAAGUCUAAGCCAAAUCCUAGGUUACAGGAAGCAGACACAACUUUCCAACCGACAGAGCAUGAGGGGUUGCGCGACUACCUUGCCGGCAUCGUUCUUGCGCGAGGCUCCGAAAAGGGCCAACAGCGUUGCGAUGUUGGCCGCAAGUCGCUGACGCCUGUACAAGAUCGCUUGAUCAUGGCUAAUCUCAGACAGCGCCAUAGGUUCUUGUUUGCACAACAGGAUGCUGGAAAUUUCGAGAGUGGUCCUCAGAACACCGGCCGCAAGUCCACGGGACCAUUUCCCACUGCUAAUAUGCGCUAUCUGCGUCCUCCAAGACUAGGGAUAGGAGAGACGUGCUUUCGUUGCCCAUAUUGUUGCCAGAUGCUUCCAGAAAUGUUUCACAUGAAAACCCAUUGGAAGUAA
Metarhizium brunneum ARSEF 3297 is the source of this 735-nucleotide messenger RNA. RefSeq lists its product as uncharacterized. The record is from RefSeq and is a predicted model, not a curated record. NCBI's taxonomy places the organism in Eukaryota, Fungi, Ascomycota, Sordariomycetes, Hypocreales, Clavicipitaceae.